This is a messenger RNA of Capronia coronata CBS 617.96, 1893 nucleotides long. RefSeq lists its product as uncharacterized. Lineage: Eukaryota; Fungi; Ascomycota; Eurotiomycetes; Chaetothyriales; Herpotrichiellaceae. Gene Ontology annotation, biological process: double-strand break repair via break-induced replication; mitotic DNA replication preinitiation complex assembly; DNA replication. The record is from RefSeq and is a predicted model, not a curated record. The transcript has a single exon. The coding region runs from base 1 to 1893 and encodes 630 amino acids. Gene Ontology annotation, molecular function: single-stranded DNA binding; DNA replication origin binding. Gene Ontology annotation, cellular component: DNA replication preinitiation complex.
AUGAGCGACACUAUCCCACUGUUAGACACGCCGAAACGGAAAUCAAUACAAUCGCAGGCAGAUGUGCUCCGAGCCGCCCUCAAAGACUUCGAGAGGACUUUCGCAGCCGAGAAUGAUGGGCGCAAACCGAGUAAGGACGACAUCAAGGCGGACGUUGUCAUUGCGGCAAAAUACAAAGACUACAACAAGCUACGAGAUGUGUUAGCAGGCAAGCUUGGUCUUGAAGCUUUGAAUGCUCCUCCACCACCUCGACGGAAGCAUGAGCACAGUCGGAAAGACAGUGCGGUGAGCCUCACCCCUCGUCGACCACGAUAUACGGGCACCACUCCGGCGAAAGCCCGCGUACACCCUAACGAGCUCGACCCGUAUGACGCACCCGCUUCGGUUUCGCCGAAAGUCAUCCUCAGCGCCAUCGGGCCGACACCGCGACGAGAUGGGACUGUCCUGGGGAUAUUCGACCUGCUCUCCAGAUCAGGAUCGACCAAGACCGCCAUCUCCCAGGAAACCCCGUCGAGCAGGAAGAGGAAGAUAGACUCGCUCGUCGAGGCGCAGGAUGCAGACAAAGAGCCGAACGCUGCUUUUGCGCAAACACCCAGCCUAAGACGGAGUAAGCGGAUCGAUCAAAACGAGAACGGGGGUCUGCCGUCCACGACGCCCCGCUCCACGCGCGUCAAUACGGGAAGGAGACAAUACUACAAGACGCCAGUGAGCGAAGGCAAGCGAUUCAUGCUGAACCACUUCUUUGCGACGCCGAGUGCUGUCCGGUUCGCGACGAUGAUCGACGCGGAUUAUGAGGAUGUCGAUGCCCACGUGGGAACACCCGCGCAAAGAAACAGCAGGACUCCUUUGCGAGACACCGUUCUCGGACUAUCGCCGUCAAAGGAUGAUCGAGCCGCAGCCGCAACGGAUGCUACGCCCCCGUAUCUGAAACGGUCUUUCUCCUUCAAGGAGAGACUGCUGUCCGCUUCUACAGCAUCUACUAUGGUUUCGUCCUCGUGGAAAGCGGCUGCCAGCCCGACUUCGAACAGGGCUGGUCCACGGACGCUUCGACAUGUCAAGUUCGGCCGUAAGCCGCUGAGUCAAAUCAUCGCAGACCGUCAGAGCCAGAGUCAGAGUGUGCAGCAGGAUCAGGGUCCACCUCAUCCAGACGACCAUGACGAUGAUCUCGACGCUUUACGUGAAAUGGAAUUCAGUGAUGUUAAUGUCCUUGUCGGCGAUAGUCAAGUAAAGGGACCCGCCGCCGAAGCUGGUGAUCAUGACGCAUCCAAGACAGAGCCAGUCAGGGUGUGGAAGAAGAAGGGCCAGAAGAGAACAACAAGACGGGCGAUCAUGAGACCUGUGAAAUUGAAACUUGCUCAAGCUCCCAAAUUUGUGGCCGCCGACGAGGAUGAGGGCGAGGACAGCUUCGAUGACGAUGAGCUGGCUCUGGAUCAUGACCGUAGCGGAAAGAGCAAUGGAAAUGACAUCUCACGAGUUGAAGAAUCCCAAGCGAUUUCGGCUUCUGGCCCCGCAGGAGCGUCUGACAUUGACGCAGACUCUGAUCUGGACUAUCUCAUUGCGGAAGCAGAGCAGGAAGGCGAAGAAGAUAUUGACGACUUCUUGCCCGGCGACGACCAAAUUGCCACGCCGCGAAAGAAACGGUCGGGUGCCAUAAGACCGAGAGCAAAGGCUAGCUCAAAACUGGCUCAACCCGACUCCGACAAGCUUGCGAAGCCGGUGUCCAAGGCGAAGGUGAAAUCGAAAAAGGGGGCCGGAGGUAAAGACGACGAUGAAGCGUCUAUGAGAACGAUCAAUCCGAAUGCCUACACGCACAUGAAUUUCCGGAGUUUGAAGAUCAAAAACAAGAACUCAAAGGCGAAAGGACGUGGCAGGUUUGGACGUGGUAAGAGAUGA